GCAAUGACUUUUUCAACAUUUGCUGAAAUUUUCAACAUUUGCUUUGUUGAUGUGAAAGCAUAUGAAAUUAUACAGAGAGAGAUAGAGAACGGACCUUUUCUUCCUUCAUAUUUUUGCUGAUGCGUUCAACCUUUGCUUUGGGUUAAUUUUUUGAAAAAAUUUGAAACAAAUUUACUCUCAUUUUUCUCUCUUUGCUCAGCCUUUUGCCCAAACCAAAAAUAGAGGAUCUCUCUUUGUUCAGCCUUUUGCCCAAACGAAAUAUGGAUGAUCUCUCUUUGUUCGGCUUUUUCGUCAAACCAGAAUCAAAAAUGGAGCGUCUCGUUUUGUUUCCGUCCGAAUCAAAUAUGGAGGAUCUCUCUUGCGAAAAUCUGUCUCGUCUAGUCAAAAUCCCAGAUCUCCUUUCUCGUUUGCUAGCUUUAAGGCUUGAUGGAGGAGAAAAAAAUGUUAGCUUUCAAUGGCUCGGCCCACACUUUCUAACUUUUCUCAAAUAUGUAAAAGAAUUAUUGCGAUGCUUCUAUCCAGACUGCUGCAGACCAUUUACCAUGCACAAUCCAUGUUGUCUGUUGAAGCGUCUCGAUGAUUCAGCCUUCGAUUGCAUCUUAUACGAGGAGAUCUUUUCUUAUCACGAUAAUGAACAUUACAAAAUCUUUUUACAAAUCGUUCUCACUUCCAUGCCAAAGCUUAACGAGUUUUUCACGAUUCAAACAUCCAUCACAAAUAAUUUCAAAGUAAAUAAAAAUUGGGAAAUCUUCACCGAGUUUCUUUUUGAAACUAUUCGAGAGUUGCUUAGUUGCCAUAAGGAUUCCACGGUUCUUGUGAGUAAUCAACUCGAAUUUCUUCAGAAGGGGUUGAAAUUUCUGCUCACCUUUAUUUUUUAUCCAAUUCCAAGCUAUGAUGAAGAACAGAAGAAGAGUAUAUUCACAGAAAUUGAAGCUGUAUUUAAUGAAGCAGGACUUUUCUUGCAUUCUUUCUUUUUCACCACAGAUCUUGUUACUACCCCCAAAAUGGAUCUUGCAAUUUUUGGUCUGUUAGAAAGGAUUGAGAUUGUGCUAGUGAAGAUUAAAUAUUACAGUAUUGCAGUGUCAAGUGAAGUUGGAAUUGGAAGCCUACAAGUUGCAGAUAGUCCAAGUGAAGUAUCAUCAUCCCAAGGUAACGGCAGUCCCAUGGUAGAAGAGAUCGUUGUGGGCUUAGAGGACACGACAACACAAAUUGUGAGCAAGCUUGUUGGAGGACCAAAGUACCGCCAGAUUAUUUCCAUCGUUGGAAUGGGUGGACUUGGCAAGACAACCUCAGCAAAGAAAAUAUACAAUGAUCCCAGUGUUCGGUACUAUUUUGAUAAGCUUUCUUGGUGCGCCGUUUCUCAAACUUAUAAUAAGAGAAAGCUGUUGAUUGACAUUUUGAGCUCCUCACGAGACCUUGACAAAGAAACUAUGUUAAAAAAGGAAGAUGAAGAGUUGGCCGAACUUCUUUACAAAAGUUUAAAGGGUAAAAGAUACCUCAUUGUUGUGGAUGAUCUAUGGGAGAAAGAAUCAUGGGAUGAUUUGAAAAGGUUAUUUCCAGAUGAUAGCAAUGGAAGCAGAGUAAUGAUUACCAGUCGGCUGAAAAAUGUGGCAUCGGAAAUUUCUCAUGUUAUCAUUGAACCUCCUCCCCUUUCACCAGAGGAAAGUUGGAAAUUAUUAGAGCAGAAGGUGUUCAAAAAAGAAUGUUGUCCUCAAGAGCUGCAAGAUAUUGGAAAGAAAAUUGCAGCAAAUUGUAAGGGAUUACCACUUUCAGUAGUUUUGAUAGCUGGAAUUCUUUCAAAUAUCCAGAAAAAAGAAAGCUUAUGGCAACAAGUUGCUAAAAGUUUAAGUUAUUACAUUUCCCAAAAAGCUGACGACUACAUUCCCACGUUGAAACUUAGCUACAUCCAUUUACCAGAUCACUUGAAGCCAUGUUUUCUCUAUCUUAGUGCAUUCCAGGAAGACGAGGAAAUUCCAGUUCGGAAGCUAUUAUUACUAUGGAUAGUCGAAGGAUUCAUAGAGAAAAGGGAGCAAAAGACCUUAGAAGAUGUAGCAGAGGAGUAUUUAAUGGAACUUGUUAACAGGAGCCUACUUCAAGUGUCCGAAAGAAGAUCUGACAAUGGAGUAAAAGUAUGUACUCUUCACGAUCUAGUUCUCGAUAUGUGCAGCAAAAUGGUUGGAGAAGAUGAAAAUUUUCUAUUUCAACAUCAAUUCUUGGUAUCUAAGCAUCGCCGUCUCCAUCACUUGUAUAUGGGUCAGUUUCAUCGCGUCUUGAUAUCUGAGAAUAUUUUCGAGGCCUUCUCCAUUGCUUAUAAUUUGGAAAAAAUUAGGAUCGUUGAUUCAAGCAAUGAUAAAAAUGUUCUACAGGGAAUCAAUUUUAUGCUUGACGUGAGGUACUUGAAAAUUUCUGAAUUAGAGCCAUCAAUAGGCAAACUCCAUAACCUUGAAUAUCUUUGUUUGCUUCAUAUAGAUGAAGUACCGACAUACCUUCUCAAUAUGCCUAAGUUGAGACAUUUAAGGGUCGGUGGCUGCUAUAAUGGUGCAAUAUUCACUAAGAACAGUGAUAGCUUCCGAAUAAAUUGCCUACAAACCCUUGGUUUCGUUGAGAUUGUCAAUUUGGAAGACGAAGAAAUCUUGAGAUGUUCACCUAAUCUUCGUAUGCUUAAAUGCUAUUCAAUCGACAAUUACUUUCCUGAUCUCAGCUUUUUUACUCAGCUUCAAACACUCACAAUUGCAGGAGAACUGUUAAGACGUGCUUACUCGAUGGUUAAAUUUCCUAUGAAUAUCAAAAAGCUUACUCUUAUUUCCUUUGGUUUUCCUUGGGAAGAGAUGUCAUUAAUUGGGACAUUGCCCAACCUCGAGAUUCUGAAAUUAGAAAGGAAUAGCUUUUCAGGAAAAAUUUGGGAUACGAAGGAUGAUGAGUUCCAAAAACUCAAAUUCCUUAAAUUAGAUUCGCUAGACCUUGAACAGUGGAAUUUGUCACACAAUCAUUUUCCUGUACUUGAACGAUUGGUGUUGGUAGAUUGCGAAUGUUUGGGGAAGAUUCCUUCUGAAUUUAGUAACAUUUCAACACUACAGAGGAUUGAGUUACUUUUUUGUGGUGAAGAUGUUGAAACUUCAGCUCUGGAAAUUCGUCAAGAACAACUGGAUUAUGGUAAUACAGAGUUUGAUGUGACCAACUAUAGCGAUUGGUUGUGAAGACAACUUCGUUCUACUGGUGUACACCGUGAUAUUCUAGGCAUUUUUUGCCAACCAGUUGCCUAAUAAAACGCCCAAAAACCAUGAGCUAUGGCCGCAGCCGAUUGCCCUUGAGAAAUGAAACAUCUAAAGUCCAAGCUCGGACCUGACCCGUGGACAAUGAGCAUGCAGUGACAAAUGAGAAUAUGGGGGAUAGGCUAUUCGAGACAGAGGUGCGGGUUGAACAAGCCAGGGCAAGAGAAGCCGAUACACAGAAUAGCUAGAUCACCUGGCUUGCUUCUACUCUUCUUGUUUAACUUCCUCAGUUUCGAUCUCUCCCUUUUCUUACUCAUUCUUGUUGUAAUAAAGGAGAAAUAGAUAGUUGUGAUUUCCUUUUUCUUUUGUGCAGCUAGAUAAGUUGGCAGGGAGAUUGGCAUAAGUUGAAAUGCUGAGUCAUAACAGGGAGAGACAGGAUUAGUUUAAUCUCUGCAUUCAAUACAACUUUUGUUUGGUUGGCAAUGGAGUUUAAUGAUUGUCGGGAUACAAAGUAUUAGUGGGAAAUAAUAAUUCAUAAUGAAUGGUACUUUUGAUAUUUUGCAAGA
This is a messenger RNA of Olea europaea var. sylvestris, 3778 nucleotides long. Its product is annotated as putative late blight resistance protein homolog R1A-10. The record is from RefSeq and is a predicted model, not a curated record. Lineage: Eukaryota; Viridiplantae; Streptophyta; Magnoliopsida; Lamiales; Oleaceae. Bases 261 to 3197 code for a protein of 978 amino acids. Gene Ontology annotation, molecular function: ADP binding. Gene Ontology annotation, biological process: defense response to other organism. The transcript has 3 exons.